Mercenaria mercenaria is the source of this 7098-nucleotide messenger RNA. RefSeq names its product complement receptor type 2-like. NCBI's taxonomy places the organism in Eukaryota, Metazoa, Mollusca, Bivalvia, Venerida, Veneridae. The coding region runs from base 121 to 1401 and encodes 426 amino acids. The record is from RefSeq and is a predicted model, not a curated record. The transcript has 2 exons.
AUCCAAACCGGUACAGUACAGAACAUUACGAGUUGUGUAUGACUAAUUUACUUCCGGGAAAAAACAAAAGAAUCCAGCAAUCAUAAUUUUGAUGUAAUUUAAAUUAAGUGAUAUGUAAUCAUGGAAGGAAAACUGAUAUUAGUACUUAUUUUAUUUCGAAUCUCUACAGCAAGUGCAGACUGUGACAGUUUACCAGUUAUUGAAAAUACGCACAAUGAUGCUGGUGGAGCUGGACCGUAUGCGUCUGGCACUGUUGUUAAGUUUGAGUGUAAACUAGGUUUUAAUCCUGUAGGAACAAGCAAGGUUUACAAAUGUUCUGGGAAUGAAUGGGUUGAUGGAAACUUGAAGUGUGAGCAGAUAUAUUGUACAUACGUCAAAACACCAGAUAAUGGACGGGUAGUUAACACACCAACUAAUGAGGUGGGAACGUCUAUAAACUUUGAGUGCAAUGAAGGAUAUGAUAUGAAUGGAGCCAGUAACAUGGUCUGUCGAACUGAUGGUCAGUGGAGCCCAAAAAGUCCUCCUAAAUGUCAAAUUAAAAUGUGCGGAGAGUUUGGAUCUAUACAGUAUGCCACGUUGUUUCAGAAUACAAUUGAUAGUGUAAAAAAUGGCUAUGGAAGCAUUGUUGAAGUUACAUGCAAUAAAAACUAUGUUUUAAAAGGGUCACCAAGAGUUAUGUGUCAGGCUAAUGGUUACUGGGGUGAUAAACCUACUUGUGAACAAAGCCAAUGUCCUCCUUACCCAGGUUUGAACUCCUCCUGCAUAAAAGAAGCUGAGCCAUCUGGUAGUUUUUUCUUUCUUGUAUGUCGAGUCGAUGUCCCAGUGACCAAAACCGGGCCUGAUGCAGCUGAAUGUAUUUCUGGAAAGUGGGAUAACACAGAAAUGGCUUGUUACUGUAACUGUAAAGUUGAAGCCGACACAAACCUUGUAUCAUUAAAGAAUGCCAUAGACGGUGGCUAUAUAGAUCAUACACAAACUCUAGAUUGGAGUUGUAAAAAGGGUUCAACAAAAGUUACAACAAGUGAAAAGGAUGUUUGUAACGAUGGAAAUGUAAUUAAACCAGUAUGCAAAUCAAAGGAAACCCCAGUAACAGUAACAACAUACAAACCAGUUACUGAUGAAAGUGGAAGUACUGUCAAUCCUCCGCCAGGGACUACCGGAAAGUCCUUGCCACAAGAAUCAACACCAGUGGGAGCAAUUAUUGGAGGAAUCUUAGGAGGGAUCGCAGUUGUGAUUCUUGCUAUAGUAGGCUUUAUUUGUUACAAGAAAAAGAAACGAAAUCCUGAAGCUGGUAACACAAUUGAGAAGAAGGCAAUGUUUACGAAUGGUUCUGAAAAACAUACAGAAAAUGACAAGGAAAAGGUGAAACUUGCAGAUAGUACUGAAGGUGAAGCUGUAUAGGUAUGAACAGUACAAAAUAUACUUGGAAUACUAAAGAUGGUUCCAGAUCAAAUUUCAAAGGUAAAGAUGAUUCGAGAUUUUUUAAAUCCCAUGACUGGUAGCCAGUUUUGGGUCAAAGAGGUCAAGAAAAAUGGAAAAUUGUGUUAAACUGUGUACAAACUUAUAUUCAUAUUUAUGUAUGACUGACUAUGUGAGAAGCACCAUUAGGUGUAAUCUCUAUUGCUAAAUACAUGUAACUUAAAAUACUAAAAAACUUUUAAAGUAAGUUUGUUAUUUGCAGUUUUUGUCUACACUUAUAAGAUUUAUGUAUGUGGUGAUACUAGGGGAACAGUUUUCGGUACAGAAAAACGAGUGAUUGAUAUGUCAUCUAUAAUGUGGGAGUUGCCAUGUCUCCAUUACAGUGAAAAACUUGCAACAUUAGUAUUGAGACUAGUAUUAACUAGGCAUCAGCCAGUAAAGGGCUGGUUGGAAAUUAGUCAUAACAUCUUUAUUUUAUAUGAGUUACUAUAAUUUUCCGAGCAGCCCUAGAAAAAGAAUGGUAUACAUAAUAUCAUAUAUCAGAGUGAACUUGAUAGUCUAGUAGUUAGAUGCUGGGCUACAAAACCAGGGGUUGCUAGUUCUUUGUUCCUUCAUCUGGAAUUAGUUGGAUUUAUAGUUUAUAUAAACAAAUAUUUAUAUCCUUUACAAAUACCAGCUCCUCUCCCCCACCCCUUUUGCUGAAAAAAAAAAACCACCCCAGGGGUGUUAAUUAGGAGAUAUAUGGUUUAUCACUUAGGUUAACAAAGAAAGAGUGCUUGUAACAUACUGCUAUAGUGUCAGUAUGCCUGGUUAGCUCAGUAGGGAUAACACAAGACUACGAAUGGACAGGUCCUUAGUUUGAUUCCAAAGCGUGCCGCAUGUUGUCUGUGACGAUUUGCCAGAAGACAGUGCAAUUGUCCUCCACAGCUGUGCCACACUGUAAAGAUGUCAGUUGCUUGCUGAGAACAAGUCAGUGCUGUUGUUUCAUAAUAGAAAUACUGUCGGAAAAUGGCAUUUAACGGCAUUUAGGCAUUUAAUGCCAUCAGACAAGCUGAGUUAUGUUAUACGGCUAGGUCAUCUGGCUGCCAUUCAAGAAUUAUUGUGAUUGGUGCAGGGUAAAUGUUCUUGUUGAUUUGGUCGAUAAUCUUUGGAUGCAUAUUGCCUACAGGUCGUUUUACCUAAACAGUGUUGAUAUGACUUAAAACCUAACAAACGAACAUACUUUGGAAUGUCAUGACCUGCGGAGAACAAAUGUUAAAGUUGGUGAAUAGUUCUGUUCACUUUCGAAGUACUGUUAAGUGUUUUAUAUGUAAUAAUACUGAUCAAAAAUCUAGUUGAUUGAUGGGCACCAUUAUCUCUAAGAUUUGGAAAUUUAAGUUGCAAGUAGGGCCAUAAUUAAAAAUUUGUUUGUUUGCAGUGCUCCGACCGACCCAUCAAAAUCGUCCCGACCCAAAAAAUUUUUUAGGCAGUUCAGGGGGGCAAUUUUUUUUAUAUAUAAUUAUGUUUUGAUCCUUUCUGAUGCAAAAUGCAUUUUCAGCAGUCGUUUUCCUUUUCGUAUUUUGAUAUACAGCAGAUUAUUCAACGUUUAGUGUACGCGACCAUAUUGCCGAUUUCGCACGUGUUUCGGAAGUCACAAGUUCCGAUCCGAGUGAGAAAGUCGCUCAGACAUCUUUACUUAGUCUUUCUCACAUGAUUUUACGGUGACCUAUGUAUAUUUGAUAAACAAUUUUCCAAUAAACAAAUGUUUCGGCGGUAUAUGACCUGUUUGUGUCGGUUCGCCGUAAAUCCCAACUCAUUCUUUUAAUAAACAAUGUCGUCUGACACAAUGCCACGGUCAGUCAACAUGAUCAUGGUCUAAAAAAUUAUUCUGAUUUUCUGUUGAUUAGUUUCAACAUUUAAAAGUUUAUAAAUUAAACAGACAUCUGAAUUUUUGAUCAUGCACCAGAAUAGUCCGCAACUUGAAUGAUAACUAUUCACAUUUUUUAUGUAAUUGAGACCUUGUUCGAACACGUAAUAAAGCCACAUACCUCGAUUUUUUUUUUUGUAAAUCCUAAUUUUCCUUUCCUUGCAAACAUGUUUUAACUUUUAAAUCCCAGUUUUAUCCGACACAUUUGGUGACAAAAUUGCAUAAACAUCUUGAAAAAUACACUGGCACUUGUCGGCUAAGUUCAAAGGAAAGAUGGGAAUCGGCAUUUGGCCUUUGAUGUAAGAUGAAAGAAAGCAGUUUGACAGCUAAGUGUCGUGAUGGGUGUGAUGUAAUUUGACCUAAUUCUACAAGUACAAUUUGUGUAUUACCUAAUACAUUUUGAUUUAAAAGGACUGAGAUGAUUUAUGGAUUUGAAUUUAAGUGCUGUGAACUUCGUUUCUUGUUCCUUACUUAAAGGAACUAAAUCAUAAUUUGACAUACUUCAGCUUGUGUUUAAAAGUGAAGCCUUUCAAUUCUAAAGCCUUAAUUUUCACUAAAAUGGAGACUAAAAAUUAAGCAUGAGAAGCUCCACAGCUGGUCACAAUCACCCUCUUCUACACAGACCUGUAUUCAAAGGGUUGGGGUGGAGGCCUAUAUGCUGCUCCCCUGCCCCAAGUUGCCCGAGAAGUUACCUUUAUUUAACAUAGUUGAACAUGUAUCAGAACCCACCAUUUCAAACUUGUAUUUAAAAAAUAUUCUGGAAUUCGAUCUUCUAUACCUACCGCCAAAUUUUGGACUGGAAUGUGCAUUUCAUAUGCAACAACACUUCCUGUGUCCAGAUCAAUAAUAUCAGUGCACGCAAAAUUUAGACAAAAAUGUAACAGUUGCCAUCAUUUCAUUCCUAACAAAGAUGAAACACAUUUCAUUCCUAUCAAAAGAUGUAACAGAUGCCACUAUUAUUUUCAUUCCUACCAAAAGAUGUAAACAGAAGGCACCAUUUAAUUUCUAUCAUCAAAAAAGGUAAAAAAGGCCACUAUUUCAUAAAUAGAGGUAGCAUAGGCCGCCCUUUCAUUACUGUCAAAAGAAGUAAUAGAGGCCACUAUUUCAUUCCUGUCAAAAACUGUAACUGAGGCCGCUAUUUCAUUCCUGUCAAGAGAUGUAACAGAGGCCACAAUUUCAUUAAUAUAUUUUUAUCAUUUCCAGGGGGGUGGCAGCAAACAUUCUUUUUUGCCUACCUUCCGCACCCCCAUCUCGCCAAAAACAGGUUGGACAGCUUAGGCCUGCAGUGAGGUCAUUAUAAACCUUCUGUCUCUUUCUGUAUCCAGAAUGAUGACAUUUGAGUACUCAAAACUUGGACCAAAAUGCAACAAAGGCCAUUAUUUCAUACACUAAGGGUCUGACAGCAUCUGCAUGAAGUCAGAACAACUGUCCUAUAAAAGGUUUUAAGGAAUGAGGGUGCGGAGUGUCCAGAUCGUUCGUUGCAUUCUUGGUCUAUAUCCAAAGUACUGUCAUUCAGUUUCAAUUUUGAUUAAUUAUAAAAUGAAAGAUCUGGUUUAAUAAAUGUCUACAUGCAAGUUUGUGCUCUGUUAAAUUCCUUGUAGAAUUUGUCUGCCAUGUAUGUUCUUACUGUCUGAAAUUCAUGAAUAUGUUUCAAUGUCCGCUGAGAAAAUUUGUGUACACUGACUACAAAAAAAAAAAAAUCCCUACCUACCUACCCACUCCUAAAAAUCUGGGUCGGAGCACUGCAAACAAACAAUUUUUUAAUUAUGGCCCAGUGCUUUAGUUAUCUUUGAAAUUUGGCUGGAAGUCAGCUGUAUGGACAGGUUUUUCUCAAGUUAUCAGAUUUCUUCAAAAUAAAUCAGUCUAGUCAUGAGAAAAAAACAACAGGAUCAUCAUUUCUAUUAGCACACUGUGAAUUGUAGUGGAAAUCCUGGCACAGUAUGGUUAUGGCAGUAUGGGAGAUAUUUUUUAUGUUUUCAUGGGAAAAAUCUCACAGAUUAAAGGUUUUGAAGAACAGUUACUUUACGUUGGUUUGUUUUAGUUUACAGUAGCUAAAUAAUGUUUCAAAAUUAAAUUCCUAAAAGAUGAGAAUAUUAAAGGUCUCCUUACAGCAUAAUGUAAUAGUUAAUAGAUGAAUUGUUGAAACAUUAUUGACACGUCUUAUCACACAAGAGUCUUAUCACACAAGAACAGAUUAUACAUGUAUUUUCUUUUUGCCCCUAGUAUUGUUUUAUUGGAAAUUAGAUUAGGCUAUGUGCAAAGUAAUGGACUGUUUGACGCAUUGUUAAAGAAAUCCAGAGUAAUGAUUUCAUUCAAGGCUAACUUUAUUAUAGAUGUCCAGUCAAACUUGUGUCAGAGACCAACUUUGAAACAGAGACCACCAGUUACUGGUUCUAAAGAGUGCUUGUUUCAUUUCUGGUUUAUCAUUCUAAGUUUAUUUUGAUGUGGAAAAGCUGGAUUCUCUUAUUUUAAUGUGUAUUUUUGCUUUGUAUAUACAUGUAUCAGUAGCUAUAUUUGCCUAUGACAUGAAGACCCGAACAUGUUUAUAGCUUUCUACUCUGUGGCAAAGUUUAUUUGAUAUUUACUGUAUUUUCCUAUAUGUAAAACAAUGGUGAUAAUCUGGAAUACAGACUUUCCUAGAAUUGUAGAUUACAGCAGUCUUGCUUGCUUUUUAAAGAAACCUGAUAAAAACUAUGAGUCUUAGCUAUAAUGAAUCAGAUUGUAUUUUUUUUUUUUUUGGUUAAAUUCCCAAAUGACUGUUGGCAAGUUGUUUCAAAAUCUGCAGGAGUCUCUGGACCGAUAUUGCUUUGUACAUGAACAUUAUUUACAUUGUGCAUGAUAGAAAUGUAGUGUCCAUUAAUUACUCACUGCAGUCAUAUAUAUAUAGUAAAUACCAGGAAAAUGCACAGUCAUGUGGGAAAGAUGGUGAUGAGUGUACAUUUUUUGAUUUAGGCCAAGUAAAAUGCUAUAGCUUGUAUGUACCUAAAAAUUAUUCGGUAUAUAUUCUAUAUAAAAUGGACAAUUUUCAGUUUUUUUUCACAGAGCUACCACAUAUAGAGCUACCCAUUACAGAGAACAAUUUUUUUUUAAAAAAUGUUGUAAAAUGACAUAAAACUACGAGAAAAUCUGGAGUCAUGUAUCUUCUAAGAGAUUGUUCCUGUCACAUUUGCUUACAGUAAAAUUACAUCAAGAUCACACUUCUGUAACCUGGUAUUACUACUUGUACUAAAAUUGAGUUGUACCUCUAAAAACCACCUUCUGUCUCAGUUUUUUUCUACCAACAUGUCAAAAAGACACCCACAAUGAAAGUUUAACAAAAACUAGCCUUAAUUUAGACCUCUGUGACCACCCCAAGUGAAAAUUAGUGUUCAAAAACUUGUCUGCCAUUAUGGGGCUAGACCAGAUGACUCCCACACUGAUCCUUUAGUACCGUAUAUUCGCGGCCAUAAGUCGACCUCGGCCAUAAGUCGAGGGGUAUAUUAUGGUGGGAGAAAGCUGGUAUUUUACCUGAACUCGGCCAUAAGUCGAGGGCAAUUUUUUAAGAUAUUUCAUAGGUGUAUAAGUAUGUUCAAUGCUCAUGUAGAGGGAUAAAAAAAUCUUCAUAAUUAUAUAAACAACAUAUAACAAAGUAUUCAAAUUAUUAAUUUUAUUUUUAUAUUAAAAAUAUUAUCCUUUAUUGUUUGAAAAGCAUAUAUCUUUAAUUUAUUAAUAAGAUAUUUCAUUCAUAACAUUUAAAACAUGUUACAUGUAUCAAAGCUACAAUAAACAUAAGU